GAGCGCGCCUGCGUCUCCUGCUCCACACUCCCCUCCCUUCAGUGCUGCGCGGUGGUGGGUGCGGCGGAGGUGCCCUCUGAUCUACCCCCCGAGUGCGGGGCUGUCACUGGUCUGUCAUAGUGAGGAAGCAGAGGAGACAUUGUGAAUGGCUAAAAAUAUGGACUACAAAGCUUACCAUGCCAACCCCAAGCCACCGCUACCGUGAUAUUGAGAGGACAGCUGAGUACCUCCAACCAGAAAAGUGUCUCCCACCACCAGUAGAUAACUCCAUGGAUAAAGUGUGGUUCAUCAAAGAUGGCUGCGGCAUUGCUUGUGGCAUAGUAACCUGGUUCCUGGUUUUCUAUGCAGAGUUUGUUGUUAUUUUUGUUAUGCUGCUGCCAUCCAAAGACUUGGUUUAUAGCACAAUCAAUGGGAUUAUCUUUAAUUUGUUGGCGUUCCUAGCUCUGGCUUCACAUUUUCGAGCUAUGAUCACCGAUCCUGGGGCCGUUCCUAAAGGAAAUGCCACAAAGGAAUACAUUGAAAGCCUGCAAUUGAAACCAGGACAAGUGGUUUACAAAUGCCCAAAAUGUUGCAGCAUCAAGCCUGACAGAGCUCACCAUUGCAGUGUAUGUAAAAGAUGCAUCAGGAAGAUGGAUCACCAUUGUCCGUGGGUUAAUAACUGCGUGGGAGAAAACAACCAGAAAUUUUUUGUUUUGUUCACUAUGUACAUAGCCCUGAUCUCCUUACAUGCCCUCAUCAUGGUAGGGUUUCAUUUCCUGUACUGUUUUGAAGAAGACUGGACAAAGUGCAGCUCCUUCUCUCCACCAACCACCGUCAUCCUCCUUAUUCUGCUUUGUUUUGAGGGUUUGCUUUUCCUCAUCUUCACUGCUGUGAUGUUUGGCACACAAGUACACUCAAUCUGUACUGAUGAAACGGGAAUUGAACGACUGAAGAAGGAAAAUCCAACUUGGCAGAAGACUAGUAGGUGGGAUGGAAUGAAACAAGCUUUUGGCGGCAGUUUUUCUCCUGCGUGGUUCAGCCCUUUCUCAGGAACACUCUAUCAUAAGGUGCCAUCAGAUAUUGAAACCGGAAAAGGUGGAAAGGACAGUGAAAUAGUAACUGGCAGGUUGGAGGGACACGUUGAGGUUAUUGAAAUAGGAGGUGGAAUCGGUCACUGCACCAAUUCCUAAGAACCAGAAACCACAUCGCCCACAACCUGAAAUGUAUUGGCUUACAUUACAUUCAGUGUUAAAGUCUCACCACCGCACCAUCUCAAAACCUCUGUUUUCCAUUUUAUAUCUUAUGGCAGCCAAACCAAUUGUUACAUUGCACACUAGGUCCAUCAAAUGAUUCAUCCACCCGAAGGUGGAUAUGCCAAGACAUCGGGUUUUGGUUCUACUCUGCUGUGAAGUGAAGCAUGGUGUCAUCUCUUGCGUUGUACAUUGUACCACUUUGCAAGGCCUUACUGUUUUAGGUUAAUAUAACUCUACUGUAUUCUUUUUAUUACAUGUUAAGCAUAUUUUAGAUCUUACAUUGUUGCCCAUAGAUAACAUCUAUGAUUACUCACAAACCCUCUAACUUUCAUUGACGUAUGAGAAUACCAUUUAUUGGGGGAACAAAUGGCUAAUAAGCUUGGGCAUCUGUCGGUUUGAUUAACCCUAUUAAACCAGUGAAUAUGUCUAGGAGGGCUGAUGUGGUAGUAUACCAAAAUAGGGGGACUGGUAGAUGGUAGUACCCUCCAAGUCUCACCUAUUCUUGAAUAAACCCUUUUGGGCGCCAAUAGUGGUCGGUCGAUAGUGGUGGCUAGGUGUCAAGCUACUUUGGUGUGUAAUAGGUUUUACAUCAGCGUAACAUUUGCAAAGAAGUGGAUUAAAGGAUAUAGGGAUGUAUAUAGAGAUAACGAUGUAUAGGAUAAAAACAUAUAUAUACGUAUACCAUAUGUAAAAUCUGCAUAAAAGAUUGUACACAUAGAUAGGAUCACUGCAUACCGUCUCAAGUGCCUCUUUGAAAAAAUAUAUCUUCCCCUACUCCGUUGCUGCAUUUAGGAGAAAUAUGUGUUUUUAAAAAUAUGCAAAUUAGAGCUUAAAAGGGUAUUCCAGUUGUUACAAGUUAUGCCCUAUGCACAGGAUAGGUGAUAACUGUUAGCAGUAGGAUCCCCACCAAUCUAAGACUCACACUGAUAAUAACAGGGGCCCUGUACUGCACAGAACCCCCCAAAAUGAAUGGAGCAUGCGCACUGCAGUCAACAAUUUCCGGAAGUCCCAUAGAGAUGAAUUAAGUGGCGGUUGAACCCUCGCUGAUCUAAUAGUUAUCCCCUAAGUGCCCUGAGGGUGGACCUAACAGUACACUUUUGUUCCUCCACUCUACUUCCCUGGAGGGGAGAGUGUACAGGGACGCAGAGGAGUUAAGCACAGUGAGAGGCCUGGGCCUGCCCUCUGUGUACUUUAAGGGGUUUUCUGGGAUUUUAAUAUUCGCCUGUCUUCAGGGUAGGUCAUCAAUGUAAGAUCGGCGGGGGUCAGCGAUCGGCUGGUUGAAGAGAAGGCCGUGCUCUGUGCGAGCGCAGCCUUCCCUUCAUUGUUUAACUGCUCACCGUCUACACCACAGCGGUGAGCAGGUGUAAUUACCAGUUAAUUACGUUCAGUUCAAUGGGAUGUCUCGUUCCUAUACAAGUGUAUAGGAUCUAUUAUUGAUGACCUAUCCUUAAGAAAGGCCCUUUAAGUGCAAAAACACAUAUUUCUCCAAAAUGCAGAAAUGGUAAGAAAGUAUGUUUUUAAUCCGUAGGGUCAGUCCUCUCUGGCAAAACGGCUCGUUUAAUAGGGUUGAUCCUGCUGACACCUUCCCUUUAAAUGCAAAUAGCCUGUAAAAUGUACACAUUGACAUAUAUAAGUUAGGGCUAAUGCACACCAGCCUGUAUUGCGGCCUGCAGACAGCCGGUCUGCAAUAUAUGGGCACCGGCCAUGUGCGUACCGCAUCACUUGAAUGGGUCCACAAUCCGGAAGACACGGAGCAGAGGCACAAAGCGGAAGGAAUGCUUCUGUGGAAUUUCGGUCUGUGCCUCUGCACAGCAAAAAAAUAAAACAUGCUCUAUUUUUUUGCAGUGUGGACGGAUCACUGGCGCAUUCAAGUUGAAUAGGCCUGCAUCCGUCAGCAAUUUGCAGUCUCCAAUGCAUGGCACUGGGUGACACAUGUUCGCAUGCAUGAGCUCUUAAUCCAAGUAAUAGUUUUAGUAGGGGACCUGUAAAUUGAACGUGCAGCGGUAGACCGGCGUGUCAGACCACCUGAAGGUGGAGGUGCCGGCAGCUUCACAAACAUAGGAGGAGGAGGAGGAGGACAACUCCUAGGAAGAUUGCAAGUAUUCUCUCCUCCCUGCACUGCGCUCAUAUCCCUUGAAUGCCUACAUAUUGGUCACAGCACAUUGGCAAAAUCAUUCAUUCCUAAGAGAAUGCAUGAUUUUGCUAAAACACACUGCCACCAGUGACUGCUUUUACACCAUAAAAAACACUGAACUACAGCACAGGUAUCAUUAGACAGAGCUGUCUAGCCCUGUCAUUCAAAGAGGAGGGCUACACCCGCCCCUGGGUGCCCCUCCACAAUGCUGCAAGUGGAGAAAUAUAGGGGGUCAUUUACUAACCAGAAAUAUGCCUAUAUUAGGCGUAUUUCUGGUGCAGAUUGCGGCGCAAAGGCCUGUAGGGCGGCCGUAGGACCUAUUCACUUGAAUAGGGCCCGUCGUCCACACCCAAAAAAGUAGUGCAUGCUACUUUUUUGCACUGCCAGAAAACCCACGGAAGCACUCUGUAGGAAGCCUCUGUUCCGCACCUCAUCUCCCGGACUGAGGACCCAUACAGUGUGCACACGGCUCAUGCAUACACCGGGAAACAGGUGUAUGCAUGAGCCCUAAAUGUAAGACCGCUAGGAAGCGACGGUGGAUCCUCCCAUAGUUAUCAGCAUUAUCAACCCUACCAGCAAUAUGCCUGGUUCAAUAGGGUUGAUCAUGCUGUCAUCUUUAACUACUUUACAGUCAGGUCCAUAAAUAUUGG
Molecule: messenger RNA, 4016 nt
Organism: Bufo gargarizans (Asiatic toad)
Lineage: Eukaryota; Metazoa; Chordata; Amphibia; Anura; Bufonidae
Gene: ZDHHC3
Product: zinc finger DHHC-type palmitoyltransferase 3
Exons: 7
Coding region: 177-1169 (330 amino acids)
Biological process (GO): peptidyl-L-cysteine S-palmitoylation; protein targeting to membrane
Cellular component (GO): endoplasmic reticulum; Golgi apparatus
Molecular function (GO): protein-cysteine S-palmitoyltransferase activity
Source: RefSeq, a predicted model, not a curated record